Molecule: messenger RNA, 537 nt
Organism: Blastocystis hominis
Lineage: Eukaryota; Bigyra; Opalinata; Blastocystidae
Exons: 5
Coding region: 1-537 (178 amino acids)
Molecular function (GO): RNA binding
Source: RefSeq, a predicted model, not a curated record
AUGUGGGUUUCGGUGGCCUGCGUUCUGCUGCAACAAUCGCCUACACGAUCUCUGAAAUCCGUGGAAUUAGCGAAUAAUAUCCGAGAUAACUUAGGGAGUAACAUUCUUGUUUUUGUACGAAAUCAUUUUUCCGGCCUUCUUUGUCUCUACGAACAAUAUCCACAGCUUUUCUCCGUUUCUCGCAUCCCCAAAAACGAUAAGGUGUUUCUCGUUUGUGAAAAGAUCCCCGACUUUCCUGAUCGAAUUAAAUCUCUCCACUUGCAGAAACAUUCGCGUUGUCUGCACGUGGGGAAUCUGGACCCUCAUCUCACCGAGGAGGACGUCCGGAGAGAGUUCAGUGCUUAUGGAGAUGUUAAGGGAGUGCGAAUUGUCACGCAAGGAGAUCGUCAUUACGGCUUCGUGUACUUUAAUUCGGUCGAUACCGCCGAAAAAGUGCGGUCGAUCCUGUUGGAAAAACCGGAGUGGAAGGGAAACAUUGCUUUUGCGAGGAAGAAAAAGUCAGGUCGAUCGCAUGCGAAGCGGGGAUCGGCAGAUUGA